AUGGCUAGUUUUGUGGAGGGUUUCAAGUCUAAAGUAGGGGUUGGUGCCGCUGGUCGGAGUGGGGUUACCGAGCAUGGUAUGGGGUGCCGAUACGAGGGAGAGAGCUGGUUGGCUUAUGGUUUGGGCGAGGAAGAAGGCUUUCCGGCGUAUGGUUUAGGCAUGAGAGUGAGGGCAAUGGCCGGAGAAAGUGGCUUGGGCCGUGAGGAGGCUAUUUGGGUGUGGAGUGUUAGGGUCGUGCGCGAGCUAGAGUGCACAAAAGUGGGUGAAGGGGAUGUCGUGGAUGAGAGGGUGCCGAUCGUGGAACCGGAUGGGCGUACGAGGCUAGAUGGCAUGCUUGGCAUAUGUGGUUAUUAA
Dovyalis caffra is the source of this 354-nucleotide messenger RNA. NCBI's taxonomy places the organism in Eukaryota, Viridiplantae, Streptophyta, Magnoliopsida, Malpighiales, Salicaceae. The record is from the annotation of a GenBank genome assembly.